GCGGCAGGGCAGAGUUUGAACCGCAGUGGAUCACAGUGAUAAUAGUUGACACCCAUUUAAAUCUGCCACAGAGAAGGAAGAGAAGCAAACAACUGGAGCGAUGCGUAAAAUCAAACCCUAACCGGACGGGUUGAGCUCCACACUGAGAGUUUGGAGGAUGUGUGGGAGAUGGCCUGAACUUUUCUUUUCCCAGAGUUAACAUCAACCCUGCAGCUCACACAAACACAUUUGGGUUGAUUUCCAGUCCGGACUCACCUGCCUUUUGUUCAGUUUGGUGUUUUUCCUCUCGGGCCGGGGUCGUGGAGGAGAUGAGUGCUCAGGAUGGGACUGUGCCUCGGUACCGAAGUUACAGAGGAGGAGAAGAAGGCGAGGAUCCACAGUGCCAAGAUAGACAGAGACCUGUACGAGUACGCCAAGCGGGAGAUGAAUGUGGUUAAAAUACUGCUACUAGGUGCAGCAGAGAGCGGUAAAAGCACUUUGGUCAAACAGAUGAAGAUCAUUCACAGUCAUGGAUUCACCAAGCAAGAGCUCACCAGCUUCAAGCCUGCAGUGCUGGAUAACCUCCUGACCUCCAUGAAGUUUGUCCUCCAUGGCAUGGGCGUCCUCCGGAUCAACCUGGCGAACACCAGGAACAAGGUCCACGCCCAUUCUGUCCUGUCGUGUGGGCGCUGUUUCGACGAAGAACAGGUGCUGUUUCCUUUCCUUAGCCACGCCCUGUCCUGUCUGUUGGCCGACCAGGGGGUGAGGGCGGCGGCGGCCCGGGGAUACGAGUACGAGCUCAAUGACUCGGCACUGUAUUUCUUUGAGAACCUGACCCGCAUCACGUCUCCAGAUUACGUGCCCACAGAGACAGACGUUCUGCGAGUACGACUGAGGACUACAGGCGUGAUAGAGACCCAGUUCAAAGUCAACCGUCUCAUUUUCAGGAUGUACGACGUUGGAGGCCAGAGAACUGAGCGGAGAAAGUGGAUUAGUUGUUUCGAGGAUGUCAGGGCAGUGCUGUUCGUGGUGGCACUCAGCGGUUACGACAUGACCCUGGUAGAAGACCCUUCUGUGAAUCGUCUUCAGGAGAGCAUGAAGCUCUUCUCCUCCAUCUGCAACAACGUUUUCUUCCGCAGCACAUCCAUGAUUUUAUUCAUGAACAAGAUAGACCUUUUUCAAGACAAGAUUUUACACUCUGGGCGACAUCUGCGUUUAUCCCUGCCACAGUUUAAAGGUGCAGACUGCGAUGUGGACUCGUCAGCCCGCUUCAUCGCCGCCACCUUCGUCUCGCUCAACGCCACUCCCAGCAAACUCAUCUACCACCACUUCACCACGGCAACCGACACCUCCAACAUCCAGGUUGUCUUCCAGGUGGUCAUGGACACGAUAAUCAAAGAGAAUCUGGAGGCCGUGUCGCUACUGUGAUUGCCAGCGGAGGUCUGACACUUCACUGGACAGUCAGUGCUGGAUGUCUCGUUUUAAAAGACACAAAGACACGAAGCUCCAGACAGUUUUCUCUCUGCAGGUGCAGCCUGGGAAAUCUGACCCUCUUCACCACUGUUGCAUUUCAUCCUCUGUGAUGCUUGUGACUUUGGGUUGAGUCCUAAAACAUUGACUUUUGAAACCUUGUGCUGAGAAAUGGGCAUUCAUUUUUUUACUUACAAAAUCAGACCAUGAAUGGUGAAGUUACUUUUAUGAGGACUUGUUAGAUGUGUGUGUGUGUGUGCGUGUGUGUGCGUGUGUGUGGGCGGGCGGGCGCCGGACAGAGAGGGGCGAGAUUUACUGUUUGUCCGUUACUUCCUCUGUGCAGGGUUCACUCAUGCAUACCAUGGUGUGUUUGCCGCUCAUCCAUCACUGUGUCUGUGCACAUCCUGUGCGUCACACCCCCCUAAUGAGGCGGUGAUCACUUUAAAAGCCCCCCAGUUUGUGUUUACUUGUCCUCUCACACUCCAUUCUUUGUAAUCUGUGCCUCCACUCGCUCCCCUGACUCUCGCCAGUCAGCGAUGAUUCUGGGUUUCAUGUCGAUGACUGUGUUCCGUUAUCUGACACACUCACAAACCCUGAUUUUGUCAACCAGGAUGAUGCUUCCUAUAUGUUUGUGUGGCAUUAACUCUGCAGGGGUCUGCCUGUCUUGAAGGCUCCCCUGAGCAACUGACUAUGCUAUCACACACCAGCCUCGCUCUGACUCCAGCAAUAACCAAGAUAUGGUAAUGACUGAUACGCUCUGAUAUAAAUAAUGAAGAUGAAAGAAAGGAAAAGAACACCCAAAGUGCCUUAUGAUGAAGUGGUUUUGCUGUCGUGUAAUUUAAAUGCUUCAUGUGUGUAUGAAAUUAACAAAUAUGUUCCCUGCUCUCGUUUUUUCUCCUUUCAGAAUAAUUAUUUGUAUCUCUUUAACUCUGAUCGGCCGUGCUCUCAGACUUAUAUUUUGUGGUCUGUGCUGUGUAUUGAACUGAAACUGCAAUACAAAAUAAAUGUGAUAGGCUUACGACCUUAUUUUCACAUAUUUCUGUUUUCUUUAAAGACCUUGUAAAUUGAUGGA
Molecule: messenger RNA, 2521 nt
Organism: Anoplopoma fimbria (sablefish)
Lineage: Eukaryota; Metazoa; Chordata; Actinopteri; Perciformes; Anoplopomatidae
Gene: gnav1
Product: guanine nucleotide binding protein (G protein) alpha v1
Exons: 9
Coding region: 322-1407 (361 amino acids)
Biological process (GO): adenylate cyclase-modulating G protein-coupled receptor signaling pathway
Cellular component (GO): heterotrimeric G-protein complex
Molecular function (GO): GTPase activity; G-protein beta/gamma-subunit complex binding; G protein-coupled receptor binding
Source: RefSeq, a predicted model, not a curated record